Capsicum annuum is the source of this 2789-nucleotide messenger RNA. RefSeq names its product 65-kDa microtubule-associated protein 6. The record is from RefSeq and is a predicted model, not a curated record. NCBI's taxonomy places the organism in Eukaryota, Viridiplantae, Streptophyta, Magnoliopsida, Solanales, Solanaceae. Gene Ontology annotation, biological process: microtubule cytoskeleton organization. Gene Ontology annotation, molecular function: microtubule binding. Gene Ontology annotation, cellular component: cytoplasm; spindle. The transcript is spliced from 12 exons. Bases 740 to 2548 code for a protein of 602 amino acids.
AAGUCAAAUAAAAUGAAAGGGAGGAGUGGCUGUAACAAAUACAGAACAUUUCAAGCUGUUGAAACAUCACUACUCACUCCCUCCUCCUUCCUCACUCUCUCACACACACACACACACACAACCACCAUUGAAACCCGCAUAGAUCCGUUUGCAUUGCCGCAUUUUAGCCCCACCCACUUACCCAAAAUAGUACCUCUUUAUCUUCUUUACUACUCUCCAUUUCUCUGCUUUCCUUCAAAAAAAAAAAAAAAGAAUCCAUUUUUUCUCCUUUUCUUCUUCUUGUUGUUGUUUCUUUUAUUUUUUGUACUUUCCUUCCUACCCACUUCAACCCCUUCUCUUAAAUCCUAUUCUUUUUGUUUCAGUUCUUGAAGUAAAAGCCAAAAAAAAGAGGAGAACAAAAAACAAAACAAGAACCAUAUAGAAAAAACUGAAGUGUAAAGUUGGAGUUUUGGUGGUUGUUAGCAUGGUGGGGUAUGUUAAAAUUUGAGGUUCUUGGUGUAUGGAAACUUCAGAUCUGAUGUUUAAAGAAAGGAAAAUGAAGAUACAGAAGAAGAACAAGUGUUGUUGCUGCUUACACAGUUCUUUCUUUACUUGUAGUUGACUCCAACAAGUGAAAGUAAAAGUGACAAACUAGUUUGAGCUUUGAAGGAAAAUUCUUCUAGGCUUACCUUUUCUUGGGAUAUUGUGUGUCUUUUGGUUAAACGGGUGUUACUGUUGUAAUCAUUCAUCAAUAGUGAAAAUGCUGGCUUUUGGAAGUCCUAGAAGUAAUGCUCUCAGUACAAACUCUACUUGCCACUCAUUACUUCGAGAACUACAGAAAAUAUGGACAGACAUCGGAGAGAGUGAAGCUGAUAAAGACCGUAUGCUGUUGGAGCUGGAAAGAGAGUGUAUGGAAGUCUAUCGAAGAAAAGUUGAAGAAGCUGCCAAUGCAAAAUCACGUCUUCAUCAGUCUGUUGCAGCUAAAGAAGCUGAGCUUGCAACUUUAAUGGCUGCUCUUGGUGAACACAACAUUAAUUCGCCGACACAGUCAGAAAAAAUGUCAGUUUCAUUGAAGGAGCAUCUUGGGUUAAUCAUGCCUCUUGUUGAUGAUUUAAAAGCAAAGAAAGAUGAGAGAGUUAAGCAGUUUGCAGAUAUAAAGUCGCAAAUUGAGAAAAUAACUAGCGAGAUUUCAGGAAGUUGUAGUAUUGCCAAUUCUCUGAGUACCUUAAACUUGGAAGAACAUGACUUGUCGACGAGAAAGCUCUCAGAGUGCCAAUCACAUCUACAUGCUCUCCAAAAGGAGAAGUCUGUGCGGAUCCAAAGAGUUCUGGACAGUGUGAAUGAGGUUCACACAUUGUGCGGUGUACUUGGGCUGGAUUUUGGUGAAACUGUAAGCAAUGUCCAUCCAAGCUUGCAUGAGAUUAAUCCGGGACAGUACAAAAACAUCAGUGACAUCACGUUGGAAGGUCUUGACCAGGCCAUCCUUAAAUUGAAAACCGAAAGAAAAGUUCGAUAUCAGAAGCUAAAGGAUGUGAUGGGAUCUCUGUUUGAGCUUUGGAGCUUGAUGGAUACAACGAGAGAAGAAAGGCGUAAGUUAUCAAGAAUCAUUUCCGUUCUUGAUAUUUCUGAAUCAAAGGUUGUGGAACCAGGUGCACUUACAUUGGAGGUUAUUCAGCAGCUAUCAGCAGAAGUUGAGAGGCUUACCAAACUGAAAGCAAGCAGGAUGAAAGAGUUGGUGAUGAAAAGGAGGGCAGAACUAGAGGAUUUGUGCUAUAAAACCCAUAUACAACCUGAUUCAAGUACGGCUGCUGAUAAAUCUAGUGCAAUGAUAGACUCUGGUCUCGUGGACCCUUGUGAACUCCUGGCAAAUAUUGAAGCUCAAAUAAACAAAGUAAAGGAUGAAGCUUUAAGCCGGAAAGAAAUUAUGGAUAAGAUAGAGCGGUGGCUUUCAUCUUGUGAUGAGGAAAACUGGCUUGAAGAUUAUAACCUGGAUCAUACACGGUACAGUGGUGGAAGAGGUGCUCAUAUAAAUUUAAAGCGGGCAGAACGAGCAAGAAUUACAGUGACUAAGAUUCCAGGUAUGGUUGACAGUUUGAUUCACCGGACACUAGCAUGGGAAGAUGAAAAUCAGAAAUUGUUUCUGUACGAUGGGGUGAGAUUGGUUUCAAUAUUGGAGGAUUACAAAGUGAGUCGUCUUCAGAAAGAAGAGGAGAAGAAACGAGCCCGGGAUCAGAAGAAACUCCAAGAUAUGCUGCUGGCAGAGAAGGAAUCGAUAUAUGGUUCUAGACCUAGUCCGAGAAGAACCAACAGCUUUAGGAAGACAAAUGGAUACCAUACAAAUGGAAAUGGGUCAGUCACUCCCUCGCCACGUCGGAGGAACUCAGUUGGUUGUGCAACUCCAGAGCUUCAAACACCCCGUUCUUACUCUGGGCGGCAGAAUACCUAUUUCAAGGAAAUGAGAAGACUAUCUACUGUCCCUCUCAACUUUGUGGCUGUGGCAAAGGAAGAUACCAUAUCAUUUUCUUCUAUUGGUGGUUCUGAGCCUGAAUCUCCGCCUCAAUUAGGCUGACUUCACAACUUGAGUUGGGAGACGACCACAUAAUCCAUGGCCACAUAACCUCAUAAUUUGUGAAUACUGAAGGGGAGUGUACACUACUGUAAUGCUGUAAUGUGUUAGGCAGUUCUAGCACUUUGUGACUUUUUUGUUAGUGAGACUUCUACUGGUGCUAUAAGCUGGUUACUAUAGAUAUUGUUUGUGGAUAUACUAGUGACAUGGAAGUUCUGUUUGAAUAGAUGUUCACUGACCGAUA